AUGUCUUUUAAGUUUCCAAAGAGGCUGAGCAGCAAAAAGAAAAAACCUCCAAAGGACAAUGCCCAGGCAGAGGUUUUAAAUAUGCUGGGCCUGGAGGCCUUCUUGACUACACCACUGGACCCAGCGUCUAUGUUAGACAUCAGCACUUGGACCCUGGAUACCCAAGCUCCUCUAGAGCCCAAGGAUCUACCAAAUGCUUUCCUCCAACACCUUUGGCUGCUUAGUCCAGAUGCCCGGAGUCCUUUCUACAAACCUCCACAUGAUGUUCUGAACAAUGCCAACAAAUCACCCGAGGAGAUAAAUGGAGGAGAUAGCCAGUGUGCCAUCAACCCCCUUGAUCUAGUUACAGCUGUCUUUAUGUCUGCUAACACUUUUCUUCAGCAGGAGAUGACUGUGCGCAUGGUGCAAUGCCAGUUUGCUGUGCCCCUGGUCCUUCAAAACAUAAAUCCAGUAGAACCCAGUCACUUCCUUCUUUGGCCUUUGAGAGGUGUUGUGAGCCAAUGGAGAUCUCACUUUCCGGAUAAAGAUAAUAAGGUCUACGAAGGACAUUUGGCAAGCACAGACAUGCCAAUGAUUUCUUGUGUGAAGCUUGGUCAUUGUGGUGUCUCCAAGUCAAAAGUGCUAAACAAUGUUAUGAGUAGACUCAGAGCUCCCAAGGAAACAUUUCUCCACAGGGGGGUGGAUGGAGGACAGCUGCCCCGAAGACUCUCCAAUGGCCUGGUAGAGAUUGGAUGGUAUCUACCCAGUGGAGACACUGCUAGAGAUAUUUUCCCUGUCCCUGUAGUCAUCUCUAACCUACGUGGUGAUGCCAGUACACAUGAAAAAAACCUCAGUCUUCUAUGUCAAGCGUCUUCAGCUGUGGUUGUCUUCUGUGGGGAUCUUGGGGAGAAAGAAAAACAAAUUCUUGCUUCUUGUAAGGAUAUGGCAAGCAAUCUCAUAUUGAUUGACCUAUCAGACACUGAGCAAAAUGAGAACAGAGUUGUGGGGUUUGUUGAUCAGAACCUUGAAAAAUAUAUGGGGCUUCCCAGAGGAUCAGUGCUGCAAGGGAGAGCUUUGAGUGAAAAGGAACUGGCUAAUAGACUGUGUGAUACCCUGAAAGAUCUUUUGCCAGAUAAACUGAAACUUGUUACACUUGAGGGAGUAGCAAAGUUAGCAGAGGAUCUAGGCCUUAACGUGGAUGAGGGGGCAGUCUGUAAAAAGGCAAUGGCUACAGUGGAGAAAGUACUGAAAGGUUUAGAUAAGGGAUCUGAUCAAUUUAGGAAGAAACAGCUUCCUCUGCAGGGGGCUUUGUGGAGCAAACUGGCUGAAAUAGAAAAGGAGGAGAGAAAACAGAUAAAAGAAGGAAAAAACAUCAACCCCCAACUUCAAAAAGAAAAGAAAGUCAUCUUGAUAGAAUUGAGCAGCUACAAAAUGACCCCAGCAAUGAAGAUUUUCACAGAUGCGCUUUGCACAACAAAUAAAGGGGAGAGGACAUAUUUCCUUAGUUGGAUGAAGCUGAAGCUUCAGCUGAUGCAAACUGAAAAACAGAACAGUCCAAAAGAUCUAUUCACAAACCUGCAGACAGAAAUGGAAAACUGCAUGCCCGAACAUUCUGAUGAGCUUGAAAAUGCAAUCAAUAACUACCUAGGGGACAGUUUGUGCCAAGAUUUUUCCUUUAAGCAUCCGGAAGCCUCAUGUUCACUGCCUUUUGAACCUGAUCUGGCGUUACUGGGGCUUGAGCAUUUUUUGCGUGAGAUGGGCCUAAUUUUUGAGCUGACGCACAUCAGCCCAGGCAGUGGGAGCCAGAAUGUGUUGCGUCUCCCCAGCUUAGCAACAGACCUUCUUCUCUAUGGGAUUCCACUUGAACUAAUGGAUGGCGAUGCCUCAAACAUCCCCAUUCACUGGCUGGGCUGUGUCUUUGCAGAACUCAAACGCCGCCUACCUCAAAAACAGUGCAGGGUCCAAGCGCUGACAAACCUUGGAGUACAUCAUGCAAGGAACGCUAAGGUUCUUUCUGCAUUAUUUGGGGUGAAAUUUCCUGAAGGAAGAAAAAGAUCCACUAGAGGGUUGUACAUGGCUGCCCUGUGCCUCCCCAAUAACCUUAGAAAGGACAUGGAGUGUGAUUUUCUAUUAUUAAUUGAUGCAGAAGGUCUCUGCUCAAUAUCUUUACACAACAAAAGAAAUACGCUGAUCCACGACAAUGAGAUGGCCACUGUUGCAACAGGAUUGAGUGAUGUUUUAAUGCAGAACAUCUCUUCACAUGCGGGUAGCGAGUUUGAAAGUAACUUCACUGUCAUAGUCAAUGCUCUCCUACGCAUCAAAGAAUGUGGCUCCAUCCCCAUUUGCCAAGUCCUGGCCCAGGAUGAAGGAAUAAACAGCAUAUUACAAGCCACACAGUUGAGCCGUGUAUAUGAGAUGCUUCAGACUGAGACUGGGUACAGAGGAACUAACAAUUCUGAUAACCAUUAUGGAAAGACCACAAACUUUGUCAAAGGACCUUGGUACAAUAUGUCUCUCUCUGAACCAGUUGGUUCGCAGUAUAGUAAGGCUGUGUUAAACCUUAAGCAAAACUUAUUUGGGGCAUUGAAAAGGUGUGCAGCUAAGUCCAAAGCCACAGGUCUGCCCGAAUUUAUGAGUCGUUUGAUUGCUGUUUGGGAUGCAGUGACAGCAGAAUCAUUCUCCAUUGGUCUGCAAAAUACUGACAAAGCUUUAGCGUUCUCUUUAUUUUGCACAGAACUUUCCCAGUGGGAGGAUAGUUUCCUGGAACACAUGGAAAGAUGGCUUAUGGGGGUAACAGAGAAAAUCUUAGCCACAAAGGCAAAGGGUUUAGAUGCUGCAAUCCAAAAUGACCUUCCAAGUGAGUUCAAGGAUGAAGUCAGAGAAGAAGUCAAAACACAGGUGGACAAACUGAGGUCAAAAGCAGAGGCCUAUUUGAUGAAAGAGGACCUUCUUAAAAUGAAGACAUUCAUAAUGAGUAAUAUGGAUGACCUCCAGGAACAAGUAACUGAAGAGAUAAUACAAAGGAUGGAGACAGUCAACGAGAGCCAUUGUUAUUCCACGCAGCUGAAAAAAUUUGAGACAUUACUGAAAAAAGAACAGGAAUCUAAGCUACCUGCACUGAUAGAGAACAGCAGGUCAACUAAAGUUCUCUUUGAAGAUACAGAACUAGAAGAGGAGUUUGAGAGUGUGUGGAGUAAGACAUUGUCAAACUUUGACUUCAGGCCUUCAGAAACAGAUGAUAUUACUACAAGAGUGACAAAUAUUCUAAAAGAGAAUCUAAUCAUCCGUGGGCUCCAGAAACAUAUAACAAAACUUGAAGUCCUCGGCCAAAACCAGACAUCUAGCUUCCAAGUUAAUGAUGAGCACUUCGGAUACCGCAGCAGAUUAAAACAUAUGUUUGAAGACAACAACAGACCAAACAAGUUAGAAGCUCGACAGGUAGCAUGCAGAAUCAUAGAUGAAUACAAUCAGUUUGUAGCAGAUAAAUAUAGCUCACCAGCAGAUUUCUCUGACAGCUACAUUACAAAACUGUUAGAAAAUGUUGAAAAUGCUUUGAAAGAAAAACCUAUGGAAAUAAGAUCAGCUUUUGAAGUUGAUCUGAAGGUUUAUCUCUGCAGGGCUGCUUGCCAGGACUUCCAAAAACUACAUGACCGCUAUGCCAAAGACAGAGAGCUUUUGACAUGUCUCACUGCAACCAAGAGUAUGUACUUGGCUGAGUUUAUCUACCAGUUCAGGAAGAGAGACCAGUGCCAGAGGGUGGCUCAAGCAUUCACCUCAAUGAUCAUCAAAUCUACGGUGUUGGACUACAUCUACAGACCACUGGGGAUGCAUAUUGUAGAAGAGAUCCAAAGUAAAGCUCUGCAGUAUCAGUCCCCACGUGCCUUCCACCUAAGGUUGCUGGAAGAGCUGAUAAAAGAAGACUGCUUUGAAAGCUUCCUGGAAUAUUUGCUUCACUAUGACAACUUCAGACUGAGGAAGAUCCAAGAAACAGUGGUGGCUCACAUCUCUGAAUCAAACAACUUGGGAAAAUGGAGGCAACAGAGGCUUGGAGAAAUUAUAGGAAAGAUUGCGGCAGCAGUGAGCCAAACGGCAGAAGGUACCAAUGGAGUAUUGAGUGAUGCAAAGCCACUGUUGGAGAGAGUGUGCCUCACUUUAGAAAGAGACGGAGGUGUGGAUGUCACCAAAGCCGCUUUGGAUGGGCCUCUGUUUGAUAUCACCACUGAAUGGGAUCGCUUUAUCACAUGUUUAAUGGAGUUACUGGCUGCCAUGCGGUUGGAACUAGCUAAGGAGUUCUCCCAAAAUGGGGAUAUCACCCAACUUCUUCAGUGCCUUCCAAUUCAGCCCCAGGAAUCCCUCUUCAACAGAGUGAGAGGCUGUGACAAGCAAUGUCCUCUCUGCAGAGCCCCCUGUGAGUUAGAGGAGAUGGGGCAUGAGGUUCACCGGGCUCUGCUCCACAGGCCCAAAGGCAUGUUCCCCCAUGACUCGGACUCUCUUUUCUGUAUCAGUUGCGCUGAAAGCAUGACCAAGGGCAACCCAGACCAGAGCAAGGACAUGCACGACAUGUCUGUGGCAUGCAGGGUCCUCCAUUUACUCUACCCAGACUGGAGCAUCUCCCCUGAGGACCCAAACAGCCAGAUGCCUGAUGUUUACUGGAGGUAUGUGUUGGCGAGGUUCAAUGAGAGAUUUGCAAAGGAAUACAAGCAGGAGCCAGCAAAGAUUCCUGAGGAAUGGAAGAAGAUCACUAAGGAGGAGGCAUUGUACAGCCUGAACGAGGUCUUCGUCACUGGACAGUGCUGA
Molecule: messenger RNA, 4776 nt
Organism: Micropterus dolomieu (smallmouth bass)
Lineage: Eukaryota; Metazoa; Chordata; Actinopteri; Centrarchiformes; Centrarchidae
Gene: gvin1l2
Product: interferon-induced very large GTPase 1
Exons: 4
Coding region: 1-4776 (1591 amino acids)
Molecular function (GO): GTP binding
Source: RefSeq, a predicted model, not a curated record